This is a messenger RNA of Bradysia coprophila, 4430 nucleotides long. RefSeq lists its product as uncharacterized. NCBI's taxonomy places the organism in Eukaryota, Metazoa, Arthropoda, Insecta, Diptera, Sciaridae. The record is from RefSeq and is a predicted model, not a curated record.
UUACUACCACAGUUCAUAUUCAUCAACUACAAACGUAAUACAUGAGUUUUUGUGGUUGCCAUGUUUAAAAAGGCGUAAACCCAAGUCAUAGAAUUUGUUUUCAUUCAUUCAACAGCCCUUAUCAAUGGACUAAGGGCUUAGUAUUCGUGUUAAGUGAAGUGCUUGUUAGUUGAAGUUAAAAUCGCACAAAAUUGUGCAGCAAAAAUAUGGGUUGCACAGCAAUUAUAUGGCAAACGUAUUUCGCAUUUACGGUGAUCGUUUUUGUGGGUGUGAUCGGUCAGUAUGAGUGGCAACCUAGGGAUGCUUUCGAUGAAGUAAAAAUCAGGAUGGAUCGUGUUACUGCCGAUAAUUGUCCCAUUCAACAUUUGGGUGAUCUCUAUUUACCCGAGGACUCAGUGUCUCACCUUCCCGACAUAAAGGAAGUUAACAUCAAUCCUGUGUUCCCGAAUCGAACGGCUCUGUUGCAUCUGCAUAACAUGGCACUGAGUAGAUCAUUCUUUUGGAGUUAUAUCCUUCAAAGUCGAUUCAUUCGUCCUGCUAUUAAUGACACAUACGAUCCUGGUAUGAUGUAUUACUUCCUGUCCACUGUAGCUGAUGUAUCUUCGAAUCCAUUCCUCAAUGCUUCGGCUAUUUAUUUUGCACCGAACAGUUCGUAUACGUCAUCAUACAGAGGAUUCUUCAAUAAAACAUUCCCACGAUUUGCGCCCAGAACAUUUCGACUGGACGAUUUCAAUGAUCCCAUUCAUUUGCAAAAAAUAUCAACUAUGAAUACGUUCGAUGUACGCGAUUUGGGUGCCAUACCAUCUAGUUCACUAUCGAAGGAUUAUACGACGGACUUUUACAAGAUAAACGAAUGGUACAGAAAAUGGCUUCCUGACGAAGUGGAUAGACGACACGACACCAAGACAACGUAUCAAGUAGAAAUUCGAUAUGCCAAUAACACAAACGAAACGUUUACAUUCCAUGGACCACCUGGUGCUGAUGAAAUACCGGGUCCUGUCAAAUUUACCAGACCUUAUUUCGAUUGUGGUCGUUCAAAUAAAUGGUUAAUAGCUGCUGUGGUUCCCAUCGCCGAUAUUUAUCCAAGACAUACUCAAUUCAGACACAUUGAAUAUCCAAAGUACACAGCCAUCUCUGUCUUGGAAAUGGAUUACGAAAGGAUUGAUAUAAAUCAGUGUCCGAGGGGUGAAGGUAACAAAGGACCGAAUAAAUUUGCGGACACGGCACGAUGUAAAAAAGAGACAACUGAGUGUGAACCGAUACAUGGUUGGGGUUUCCGAAGAGGCGGUUAUCAGUGUCGAUGUAAACCCGGUUUUCGGCUGCCUAGCGUCGUUAGACGGCCCUUUUUGGGCGAAAUCGUUGAAAGGGCUUCAUCGGAACAAUAUUACAACGGAUUCGAUUGCGCUAAAAUCGGAUGGGUACGAAAAGUUCCAAUCAAGUGGGAGCGAGCAACAUAUGCUGUUCGCGAAAAGUAUCUAGACACUUACUACCAAUACCGAAAUUAUUCAACGGGAUCGGCUUCAUUGCACACACAAAAAAUAAAUAUCGACCAGGCCUUGAAGUUCAUCAACGGAGUGAAUGAGCGCACGUGUAAGAAUUUCCAUCCUCAAGAUUUGGAACUGCAUGGAGACAUUAGCUUUGGAGCUAAAGAUUACUUUGCCAAUGAAGCCAAGAUGGCUCUACGUUUGGCGAAUUUCAUCAGUGCUUUCCUGCAAAUUAGCGAUCCGAAUGAGGUGUAUUCCGGCAAACGAGUGGCAGACAAACCACUAACGGAAGAUCAAAUGAUCGGAGAAACGCUAGCGUUGGUGUUGGGUAAUACGCGAAUCUGGUCGGCCGGUACAUAUUGGGAUCGGAAUAAGUUUACGAAUCGUACAUUAUUCGCUCCGUUCGCCUACAAAAAGGAGUUGAAUGUGCGCAAAUUUAAGCUGGAAGAUUUGGCAAGAUUGAAUAAAACAGGUGAAGUCUACACCGAAAAGCCUUGGUACCGAUUCUUGAAGCAACGCUGGUCCACCAAUUUCGAUUCGCUCGAAAAGUUUUAUAUGAAAAUUAAGAUUCGCCACAACGAAACGGGAGAAUUUAGCAUGAAAUAUGAACAUUAUCCCAAUUUCUAUCGAGCUGGUAAUCUUGAUUCCGGAUUCUGGACAACACCAAAAUUCGAUUGUAACGGUUUGGUUAAAAAAUGGUUGAUCACGUAUGCAGCACCAUUCUUCGGUUGGGAUAGCUUAAAGGUUAAUUUAGAAUUCAAGGGUGUCGUAGCCGUUUCAAUGGAUAUGUUACAGUUGGACAUCAAUCAGUGUGAAGACGAUUUCUACGUUCCGAACGCCUUCAAAGGAACGCACAAAUGUGACGAAAAAACCUCUUAUUGUGUACCGAUAUUGGGUCGUGGCUUUGAUACCGGCGGCUACAAAUGUGAAUGCCUUCAAGGUUUCGAAUAUCCAUUUGAAGAUUUGAUAACAUAUUACGACGGACAACUAGUCGAAGCUGAAUUCCAAAAUAUUGUAACGGAUGCAGAAUCGAGAUUCGAUCUGUUUAAAUGUCGAUUAGCUGGUGCAGCAUCAAUCCGAGCCGGAUUAUUUUUAGUUUUAGGUGUAGUAGCUUUAACCUUUUUCAUUACCAGAAGAAAUUAGAAACCGAAAGUGGUUCUUGGUUAUGAAAAAAAGAAAAAAAAAUUGAAGAAGAAGAAGCAGCGACAAAGAGAAAUGUGUGAAAAAGAACUGUACAAAUGAUAACGUAACGACCCGUCCAUAAUAUUGAAUAUAAAAAUUUAUUUUUUAAAAGUUUUAACGUUAAGUAGAAAAUAGUAAUUUAGAUGAAAGUUGAAACGAAGUUUUUAUCUCGUAAAAAAAAAGAAAAGAAAAAUUGACUUAGUGAAUUCCACGAAUUUUGCACAAUUCAUUUUAUGUUUAAAUUACUUUUAAGAGGACAAAAGUGCCUUCUCGGUUUUAUACUCAAGAGUUAAAAUGAAACCAAAACCGAUGACGAUUAUUGUCGCACGAUUAUCGAAUCUCAUAAAUUAACGAGGUAAAAUAUACAGACCUCUGAUCUGAAGCAAUAACAAAUUGUAUUAAAAUGUUCUGAUUCUAAAACGUAACAAGUAUGUAACAGUAGAUGUGACAGGGCCGAUUAUUGGUUAUUUGAAUUACAGAAUGUUUCGAUGAAAUAACCAAAUUUACUGUCACAAGUAGAAGUAAGUUUGGUAAUUUUGCCAGUAAAUUAGAUAAUUUCAUCGGUAAAUUAGGUAAAUAGGUAGUUUUGCAACUGCAGUCGGCGACUUUGAAAUACGUGACGCAUUUCGUUUCAGCUGUUUUUCAGUUGAUCCACUCAUAUGGUCUUACGUCUUUAAACGGUUUCACUCGUAUACAGAAGCAUUAGCACAUUAAUUUGUUUGUAUGAGUGGAUCAGCUGAAAAACAGCUGAAACAAAACGCGUCCCUCAUUUGAAAGUCUUAUAUCCCGCAAGCCAACCUCAAGAUUCGCUAAUCCGACCAAUUUGAAAGCAGUGAAUCAUGUCUAGUAUCGGGCGGUAAAAGUGAUAACGAACCAGAAACCAAAGUGAACUUUAAAUUCCACUAACAGAUAAAAUCCUUUAUCAAUACGACAAUGCUAAUAAGUAAAUCCCGCGAGAUUUAUACUGUAAAAAGUGUUCUGAUAAUUCUCAGACAUUACUGUAUGGUAUGAUGUACAAAUUAUUGCCGUGAAAAGUGCAGAAAAUUGGUCAGUUAAUCAACUCUGUGUUUUUCGUUUGUCAAAGUUAAACUUUCGCACAAUGCAGCACAAUGUAGAUCACAUAAUGUAACUUAAGAUUGUCGAACGGAUUCUUUAUGUUACUUAAAUCUCGUCACGUAAUUUCACGUACAUUAAAGAGACCUUGCCUCUGGCAAAAGUCAAUUAAUUUAGAAAUUGUAGGGCGUUACAUGUUUCGGAGCGGAUGGAAAACCAAAUUUCGUCUAUUCUCUCCAACCCAAUGAUGUCACAUUCGUGAAAGAAAAAGUCACUUGUUCAUUAGGUCACAGUGACAAAAAAACGCCUUUCCGAAAAAAAAGUGUCUAUCAGUGUCUAUCGCGACAAAAAAAAAACUGCACAAGAUACAAGAAGAGUCAGAUGACCAUUAAAAAAAAUUGAAUCUUACACCAAAAACCUGUUAAUAUUCCACCGAUCAAAUUACAUUAUUCGUAUUAUAUGCAAUCCAAUAACAUUUUUUGUCAAUCUAUAACUUGAACAUAUAGUCGUUUAUCAUCAACAACAAAUUCUUCAGUAUACAAUGAGGAGACAAUGUUUAAAGGGAUGCUGAAUAAAGGAUUCUAUCAAAUUGAAAUUAAUGUACAGAGAGAACAGACAACAACUAAAAUGUAUGUUUUGAAAUGUCCAAAAAAUUUUACCAUGAAGCUUAGCUAUAAUUUCAUUAAAAUUACACACAAACAGAAGAAGAAC